This is a messenger RNA of Dibothriocephalus latus, 282 nucleotides long. The record is from the annotation of a GenBank genome assembly. NCBI's taxonomy places the organism in Eukaryota, Metazoa, Platyhelminthes, Cestoda, Diphyllobothriidea, Diphyllobothriidae.
AUGUCUACAGAUUUUGAAGGUGUUAAGCGAGCUGUUGCUGCUUUUGAGCACCAUGACAUUGACUCUUCGCAGACCGCGCUCGAGGUAAAUGACACUUCAUGGAUCAACCUUGAGCCAAACAGGUGUACCAUCUAUGGUGUUGUCCUGAAGUCCGCGGUAGCAGCCGGCUUUCACGAAUUCCGUAUUGAUGAUCUCCCUGAUGGAACUUCUUCACAAGUGACAAUCCGUGGCAGCAGAACUGGAAAGGUCCAUCCAUUCGCUCUGCCAGUACCGGCAACCUAA